Menidia menidia (Atlantic silverside) is the source of this 1614-nucleotide messenger RNA. Lineage: Eukaryota; Metazoa; Chordata; Actinopteri; Atheriniformes; Atherinopsidae. The record is from the annotation of a GenBank genome assembly.
GAACUCAGGAUGAGGUUCGAGGAGAUCUUGGACGAGAUCGGCGGCUUUUCCACCUUCCAGUUCCUGCUCCUGACCAUCCUCUGCCUGCCCCGGGCCAUCCUGGCCCUCCACUUCCUGCUGCACAACUUCAUCUCCGCCGUCCCGCCGCACCGCUGCUCCCUCGGGAGCCCGGGGGAAGGGGACGGGGACGGGGGGGGAGGCUGGGGGCUCGACCCGGAGACGCUGGGCCUCAGGAUCCCGCAAAACAAGGACGGCUCCUUCAGCUCCUGCAGGAUCUACGAUUCCAGCAACCAAAGCCAAGCAAACAGGAGCAUAGUCUGUCCCAAUGGAUGGGUCUACGACCAAUCACAGUUUAGCUCCACAACUGCCUCGGAGUGGGACCUGGUGUGUGGCGACAAACAUCUGAAUCAAGCUCUGGCCACCUACUUCUUCCUCGGGGUCACGUUUGGAGCCAUCGUGUUUGGACAGCUCUCUGACAAGUUUGGUCGGAAGUCGAUGCUCCUGGUGGCUUUGGUUGCCACCACCGUGCUGGGAACCGCCUCCGCCUUCUCCACCUCCUACGUCAUGUUUGCCGUGUCCAGAACGCUGUGCGGAAUGGCCCUCAGUGGGCUGUCCAUCAUCGGGGUGGUGCUGGGUAUCGAGUGGACGGACAUAAAGCACCGGACCUUCACUGGUACGAUCAUGAGCUUGUCGUGGAGCGUGGGAAACAUGCUUCUGGCCCUGCUGGCCUACUUCAUCCGAGACUGGAGGCACCUGACGCUGGCCGUGACGGCGCCCUGCAUUGUUUCCAUCAUUUCCUGGUGGUGGCUGCCAGAAUCAGCCCGAUGGUUGCUGGUCAACGGCAAAACCGAGAAAGCCAAGAAGUAUCUGGUUGAAUGCGCUAAAAUAAAUAGAAAGGAUGAAAACACACCCAAACUGGACACUGAGGUUCUGAGGAAGGUAACGGUGUCUGAAGUUGCGGAAAAGAACCACACCUACCUGGAUCUGGUCAAAACCCCUCAGCUCAGGAAAAUCACCCUCUGUUCUGGAUUGUUCUGGUUCGCCGUUGCCUUUCUAUACUACGGGAUCAGUUUCAAAAUCUCCGGGUUCGGGGUCAGCAUCUACCUCACUCAGUUCAUCUACGGUGCCAUCGAAGCCCCGGCCAAAAUCCUCACCUUCUUUGUCCUGGACUGCACAGGGCGACGGAACGGUCAGGCGUGGUUUCUGAUCACGACCGGAGCUCUGAUUGGGAUCAACACGGCCAUACCUUUAGAGUUCUCUGUGCUUCGUACUUGCAUUGCCGUGGUGGCUAAGGGCUUCUCUGAGGCAGCGCAGUGUGGAAUAGGCUACACGUCGUGCCUCUGUCGAAUCGGAAGUUCCCUGGCUCCCAUGGUCAUGCUGCUGGAGGAUGUGUGGCUCCCUCUGCCCCCCGUCAUCUUCGCCGGGACCGGGAUCGUCAGCGGCUGUUUCGUUUUCCUGCUCCCGGAAACGCUCAACGUCCGACUGCCUGAAAACAUCUUGGAUGUGGAGGAAGGAAGGUACAUACACAGAAAACGGAGCUUCUGUGUUUUAGCAUCGUCCACCCCGUCACGUAUGGUUUCGGUGCGACGUGUGGACCUCACGCUGGGGCCCUAA